This is a messenger RNA of Andrographis paniculata, 1438 nucleotides long. Its product is annotated as ribulose bisphosphate carboxylase/oxygenase activase, chloroplastic-like. The record is from RefSeq and is a predicted model, not a curated record. Lineage: Eukaryota; Viridiplantae; Streptophyta; Magnoliopsida; Lamiales; Acanthaceae. The transcript has 5 exons. Gene Ontology annotation, cellular component: thylakoid; chloroplast stroma. The coding region runs from base 158 to 1438 and encodes 426 amino acids. Gene Ontology annotation, molecular function: ATP hydrolysis activity; ATP binding; ribulose-1,5-bisphosphate carboxylase/oxygenase activator activity.
UACAUUCAAACAUGGCUGCCAUUCCUGGAUCACCAUUUUCCUCGAAAACAUCGAUCUCUCCUUCUAUUACAAGAAACGCCCCCUCGUUUUCAUCGAGCAAAAUAAACUAAUUAAUUUCUUCAUUUUUCCAUCGAUCGAUCGAUCCAUUAAAAUUAAGAUGGCUAAUUCUAUAGCAACCACAAACCCUUUUCUCGGCAGCUCUCUGAAUAAUAAUAAUGCGAAUCCACGACGAAACCGAACUUCCACCGCCGCCGUCAGAAGCUUCCAGGUGGUCGCCCGCAGCGGCGGCGGCAGCGGCGAUCGGAAGCCGGCGGCGGACGGAGACAGGUGGCGGAGCCUGGUGACCGACACGUCGGACGACCAGCAGGACAUCGUCAGGGGGAAGGGAAUGGUCGACGCCCUCUUCCAGGGCCCUGUCGGCGGCGCCACCCAUGAUGCUGUCAUGAGUUCAUAUGAUUAUGUCAGCGCCGGUCUCCGACAGUACCAAAUUGACAACAAUGUCGAUGGAUUCUACAUUGCUCCGGCGUUCAUGGACAAGAUGGUGGUCCACAUCGCCAAGAACUUCAUGAAUCUUUCCAACAUCAGAGUCCCACUGAUUCUUGGCAUCUGGGGAGGUAAGGGACAGGGCAAAUCAUUCCAAUGUGAGCUAGUUUUUGCCAAAAUGGGAAUCAGCCCCAUUGCAAUGAGCGCCGGAGAACUGGAGAGCGGCAGCGCCGGCGAGCCGGCGAAGCUGAUCCGUCAGCGCUACCGCGAGGCGGCCGACAGGAUCGCCAAGGGGAAAAUGUGCGCGCUCUUCAUCAACGAUCUCGACGCCGGCGCCGGCAGGCUCGGCAGCGCGACGCAGUACACGGUGAACAAUCAGAUGGUGAACGCAACGCUGAUGAACAUCGCGGACAAUCCGACGAACGUUCAGCUCCCCGGAAUUUACAACAAUCGGGAGAAUCCCCGAGUCCCCGUCGUCGUCACCGGAAACGAUUUCUCGACGCUUUACGCGCCCCUCAUCCGCGACGGUCGUAUGGAGAAAUUCUAUUGGGCUCCGACGAGAGAUGACCGGAUCGGCGUGUGCUGCGGAAUCUUCCGGACUGACGAUGUGCCGCGGCGCGAUGUCGUAAAGCUCGUUGACUCCUUCCCCGGACAAUCCAUCGAUUUCUUCGGAGCAAUUAGGGCAAGAGUGUACGAUGAGGAAGUAAGGCAAUGGAUUGCGAGCGUAGGAGUCGAGAACAUCGGGAGAAAGCUCGUGAAUUCCCGGGAGAAGCUCCCGGAGUUCAAGCAACCAAAAAUGUCACUCAACAAGCUCCUCGACUACGGAAACAUGCUCGUCGCAGAGCAAGAGAAUGUGAAGAGAGUCCGCCUAUCGGAGAAGUAUCUUAACGAGGCAGCCCUCGGAGACGUAAUCGACGAUACGAUCGAAAUCGAGACCGAAACGUUCCUCGUUUAA